AUAUCAAAAUAUUACUAAACUUGGAUAGGGACUGGAUAGCCAUUCCCCUUGCAUAAUUGCAUACUACACUCACAAUUUACCAUCUAGAUACUUGCAGUUUACAUAUCUUCCACAUUGUUCAUCAACAACAAAGUUUGUAUCCUCCUUUUCCUCUCUGUACUGGUAUUCUCCCUGAGGAACUUGUUUGUAAUCAUCACCUGAAUCAAGGAAAAUCAAAGCGUGAACAAGUUCCGCGGAUUCACUAGCAUAGAACAUUUCCGUAUCACCAAGAAAUCUCAAUGCUUUAUUUAAUAAGUCUGUUUAUAUGUUGUUGUUCUGUAUCAGACAAUAGUUUACCAGGGUGUACGUUUUAUUUCUGUACAGGGUUAUUUGAUUGAGAACUUCAACAGUAGAAAAUUAUUCUUCUCAGUAAUCACUUGUGGGGAAGUAUUACAGCCAAGUAAAGAAAUGAUGGGUGUAAAUUCCCUGAACAGACGGUGAUAAUGUUUUAUUAUCUUACAGGUAGAAUGAACACCAAGAAUUUAUGUAUAAAAUGCUAUGCACGGCACUACUGAAGGUCGCAACAUCGCGUAAUGAGGCUAAGCAAAUCCACUCUCUCGUUGCUCAAAACAAGCUUAUCAGCAUGUAUGUGAAGUGCGGCAGUUUGAUGGAGGGUCGUAAAGUGUUUGAUGAAAUGGGCGAACGAGACGGCUUCUCAUGGAAUGCCAUGAUUUCAGGAUACAGAAGAGAGGGGUAUUCUCACGAGGCAUUGAAACUGUUUUACCAAAUGCAAGGAAAAGGCAGAGGAAGAAAUCCUACUCCUGAUCAGUUCGUCUUUGCCAGCAUUCUGCCCGCCUGUGCUAAAAUAGGAGCUUUGGAACAGGGGAUAAAUAUCCACCAUAACAUCAUUGAAAGCGGAUUCUCCUCAGAUGUUGUAGUUGCCAGUGCCCUUGUAGACAUGUAUGCAAAAUGUGGAUGCAUACACAAGGCACGUGAAUUGUUUGACAAAAUGUCUAAACGAGAUAUGAUCGCAUGGAAUUCUAUGAUUGCUGGAUAUGUACAGAAUGACUUUCUUGAUGAGGCUUUGCGCCUUUUCAAGAAAAUGCCCAGACCGGAUGUGGCCUCAUGGAAUGCACUCAUCACAGGAUAUGCACGAAAAGGUUUUCUUCACGACGCUUUGAGACUUUUCAAUGAAAUGCCUAAACGAGAUGUCGUCUCCUGGAAUGCCAUGAUUACAGGAUAUUUACAAAAUGGUGCUCUUGAUGAUGCUUUAAGGAUUUUCAAUGAAAUGCCUCAAAGAAAUUUGGUUUCUUGGAAUGCAAUGAUCGCAGGAUAUGUACAAAAUGGUGUUCUUGACGAGGCUACAAGGCUUUUCAAAGCAAUGCCUCGACAUGAUGUGAUCUCAUGGAAUGUGAUGAUUGCAGGAUAUGCACAAAAUGGUGCUCUUGAGGAGGCUCUAAGGCUUUUCAAUGAAAUGCCUCAGAGAAAUGUGGUCUCGUGGACUGCAAUGAUUGCAGGGUAUGCACAAAAUGGGCUUGUUGAGAAGGCUCUGGAGACUUUUAAACAAAUGUAUGUGGAAGGCGUACAGCCAAAUUCCACAACCUUUUCCGGCAUCCUUCCUUCCUGUGCCAAAGUGGGAGCUUUGGAACAGGGCAUGGACAUCCAUAGAAAAAUAAUUGAAGGUGGAUUUUCUUCAGACAUUGUAGUUGUUAGCGCCCUGGUAGAUAUGUACGCUAAAUGUGGAAGCAUACACAAGGCAAGGGACCUGUUUGACAAUAUGCCCGAAAGAAAUGUAAUCUCAUGGACUGCAAUGGUUGCAGGAUAUGCACAAAAUGGGCUUGUUGAAAAGGCCUUGGAGACUUUUAAUCAAAUGCAAUUGGCAGGUGUGAGUCCAAAUUCAACAACCUUCGUCUGUGUUUUAUUUGCAUGCAACCAUGCAGGUUUAGUGGACGAAGGCUGUAGAUUAUUCUGUGACAUUACAGACUAUUAUUGCAUUAUGCUAAACAUGGAUCACUAUGUAUGCAUGGUUGACCUUCUUGGCCGUGCAAGCUAUCUUGAGGAGGCUCUAACCUUUAUCGUCAAAAUGUCCAUCAAACCUGCAGUGCCUGUGUGGAUGUGUUUUCUUUGCGCUUGUAAACGACACAAGUAUAUAAAGGUGGGUGUAUUUACAGCAACUCUACUUUUUGAGCUGGACCCUGAAAAUGCUACACCUUAUGUUCUUCUAUCAAACAUCUAUGCUGAAGUGGGCAGGUGGGAUGAUGUUCAAAAGAUAAGGAGUUUGAUGAAAGAUAGAGGAAUUAAAAAGAUACCUGGAUGUAGUUGGAUUGAAGUCCAUAAAAUGGUGUAUGCUUUUUUAUGUAGGAGACACAUCACACCCACAAACAGAGGAGAUAUAUGCCAUGUUGAAGGAGUUAUCUUGGGGAAUGGAGGCAGCAGGGAACUUUCAGGUUCAAGACAUGUACUGAAUGAUGUGGAGGAGGAAAAUGAAAUUUUCAGCUGCCACCUUAGUGAGAAGUUGGCAACUGCAUCUGGUUUGUUAACAUAUCAUGCCAGUAACAUCCACAAGGGUCGUCAAGAACUUUUAUGUACAAAGAUAUUGGAAUGGUAAAUGUCCUGAGAUGUGAACCGGUUCCUAUCAUUUCAAACAAGGACGUUGUUCUUAUGGAGAUUAUUGAUGAUCCUAAGGGAAGGGAACACUAAAAAUGGGCUUGUAAUACAACAAGGAAGCCUAUGCAAGCCUGGAGAAGAAGAAGACAACAAUUUUAGCAUUCAUGAGGCUAAACAUAAGUUAUGGGACAACCUGUCAAAUCGACUGACUCAUAAAAUACAAAAUACAAAAGACAGAGGUGGUGGAAUAUGAAAAUGCUAAAGGAGAGGAACAUGCAAAUGUGAGAAAUGGGCAUAUGUCUGAUUGAAAUCUUGUCUUCCUAAAGUUGGAGCCUUUGCUUGGUUGGCAGUUCAGGACAGAGUCCUUACAGGUAUGAGACUAGACAGGCUUGGUAUUACUGUUGUUUUCCCUUGUGUCCUUUAUAACAAAAAAUUAGAAUCUUCUUCACACUUGUUCCUAUAUUGUGAUUAUGCUUAUGAAUGUUGGCAGUGGUUGUUUGAGAAGUUAAAUAUAUCCUUUGUUAUUGGUAAGGAUCUCAUUUCCCAUUUCAGAUCUUGGCCCUUUAUGUUUGCCUCAUCUUUUUAUGCAUGCUUUUGGAUCAUAUUUCCAUCUAUUGUGAUUUGAAAUGUUUGACUAGAGAAAAACAACGAGAUAUUUAAAAAAAUAGGGUCUCCUGUGUCUGAGGUUCUAUUAAAAAUUGAGUCUUCAAUCUUUGAGGUUGCUUUGUCAUUUAUUUAUAAGAAUUUGGAAACUCUUACUUCUUUUGCGCACUGGGAUAGUAGAGUUACUAGAGUUUGGAAGUUGUUGUCAGUUUUACCCUCUCAUGGCUCAAUUUAAAAAAAGAAUGAUGCAAUAGGUAAGAGAUGCUUUGCUAGAUGGAAACCUCCUUCGCAGGGGCACUUUAAACUGAAUUUUGAUGGGGCCUCUCGUGGUAACCCUGGGCCGGCUAGGGUAGGCAUGGUAAUAAAUGAUCACAAUGCAGAUUUUAUUCAAGCUAAGUGUCAUGCUAUUGGUUUUAAAACUAACAAUUAUGCGGAAUUUCAUGCUUUGUCUUUUGGAUUGGAUAUGGCAAUCUCUUUGGGAAUUAAGGACUUAAUAAUUGAAGGAGAUUCUAUGGUGAUUAUUCAAUGUGUUAUGAAAAAGAAAUCGAAUUGUUGGAAUUUGCAGUAUAUACUUGAUCUCAUUUUACAAAAAUUAGAAUUGUUUGAAUCUUUCUUGGUAUCCCAUUGUUACAGAGAAGUUAAUAAGAUUGCAGAUUAUUUGGCAAAUUUAACCAUUGAUAGCAAUGCUAAUCAGCGAGAGGUGGGUUUUGAGGAAAUUCCUUCUAGGGUAUGGGAAGGUUUGCAGCAAUAGUUAUAUGAUUUUCUUGAGUAAUGUUGAUGUAAAAUUUUAUGAUGAUAAUUAUUCCCGCUUUCCCCUUUCAUUUCAAGUAUUCAUGUUCGUUGUCUAGAGGAGAGUUCGAGCUCACGUUAUUUGAUACAAUAGUGUUUUUCCAAAGGUUUUUUGAUACUUUCUUUUUUGGCAGGAAGGUUUUUGGCUCAUGGGAUUUGGCACAGGGCUUUGGAAAAUUUUGUCUUCUUCCAUUGGUAGCAGCUGUGGAGUCUACAUUUGAAAAUUAUCCGAUGGGUUUUUUUUUGCAAAUUGUCAUAUGGGCUCUAUGCAAAACUGAUAUUAUAUGUGUUGUGACCGCAUUUUGUAUGUGGUUUUGGGCGGGGUGCAUAAACUGAUCUGUCAGAUACUAUAGGUUCAUUUUAUGAGCUGUGACCAGAGGUUUUCUU
Messenger RNA from Cryptomeria japonica (Japanese cedar), 4365 nucleotides. Its product is annotated as pentatricopeptide repeat-containing protein At4g02750. Lineage: Eukaryota; Viridiplantae; Streptophyta; Pinopsida; Cupressales; Cupressaceae. Bases 524 to 2587 code for a protein of 687 amino acids. The record is from RefSeq and is a predicted model, not a curated record. Gene Ontology annotation, biological process: RNA modification. The transcript is spliced from 3 exons. Gene Ontology annotation, molecular function: RNA binding; protein binding.